Molecule: messenger RNA, 1426 nt
Organism: Ananas comosus (pineapple)
Lineage: Eukaryota; Viridiplantae; Streptophyta; Magnoliopsida; Poales; Bromeliaceae
Product: cytochrome c1-2, heme protein, mitochondrial
Exons: 8
Coding region: 196-1128 (310 amino acids)
Biological process (GO): mitochondrial electron transport, ubiquinol to cytochrome c
Molecular function (GO): heme binding; electron transfer activity
Source: RefSeq, a predicted model, not a curated record
CCGAAAUAUCGGAGCCGCUCGGAGACUCCGCUCUCCCUCAUCCUUCGCCCAGCUGAUCCGCCACUCUCUCUCGAUCCAUCUCCCUCUCCCUCCCUCUUCAAACCCUAACCCUAAUUCCCGAGACGAAUCCCCUCGACACCAUCGGAAGCAGAUCUAAUCGAGAUUUGAUUGCGGCUUGGUGAAGAUUUGGCUCAAAUGGCCAUUGGGAGAGCAAUCCACCAGAUUUUCAGAAAGAAAGCGCAAUUCCAAUCAUGUGCCCCACUUUUGCUGCCAUCUGUUGUAUUUAAGCAGGAUCAUGAAAGAGUUGGAUCUGCUGGCAUGAACUUACUGAGGACGCUUGCUCUCCUUGGAGCAGGUGUUUCUGGUACAUUGAGCUUUGCUAGUGUUGCAUCUGCUGACGAAGCUGAGCAUGGACUUGAAUGCCCCAGCUAUCCUUGGCCACACAAGGGCAUUCUGAGCUCAUAUGACCAUUCAUCAAUACGGCGUGGUCAUCAAGUGUACCAGCAAGUUUGUGCUUCAUGCCAUUCAAUGUCUCUAAUUUCAUACCGAGAUCUUGUUGGGGUGGCAUACACAGAAGAGGAGACAAAGGCUAUGGCUGCUGAGAUAGAGGUGGUUGAUGGGCCAAAUGAUGAAGGAGAAAUGUUUACCCGUCCUGGUAAAUUAAGUGAUCGCUUCCCUCAGCCAUAUUCAAAUGAACAGGCAGCAAGAUUCGCCAAUGGAGGGGCAUAUCCUCCGGAUUUGAGUCUCAUCACUAAAGCACGGCACAAUGGUCAAAAUUAUGUUUUUGCGCUUCUUACAGGUUAUCGUGAUCCUCCUGCAGGGAUUACGAUCCGUGAGGGCCUUCACUACAAUCCUUACUUCCCUGGUGGUGCGAUUGCUAUGCCCAAGAUGCUUAUUGAUGGUGCAAUUGAGUAUGAAGAUGGCACCCCUGCUACUGAAUCACAGAUGGCAAAAGAUGUUGUAACAUUCCUAUCAUGGGCCGCAGAACCUGAAAUGGAAGAGCGAAAACUGAUGGGAUUCAAGUGGAUCUUUGUUCUGUCCCUCGCUCUACUUCAAGCUGCUUAUUAUCGACGGAUGAAAUGGUCAGUUUUGAAGUCGAGGAAGCUGAUUGUCGAUGUUGUCAACUGAUCAUAUCCUACCCUUUAUCUGUUCCUCUCACAAUUUCGUGCAUUGAAUGGUGAUGUUUUUAAUAAGUUAUUGUACUGUGAAUUACUUUGAAUUUCACAAUGAUUUGUUCUCAAUAUUAGUGAAGAGAGUGACAAGGUCAUUCUAUGUUAAGCAAUUGCUUUUGGGGAGAGGUAUCUCCUUCCGAGAGAUCCAUAUUUGUGGCUACAGCUACUAUUUCAGACAAUUUUGUUUCACUCGAACAUUUAAUGUGGGUAAUGUUUUAUUUUUCCUUAAUAAUUCAGUCUACUGUUUGAGAUCC